AUGCAAGAAGCUGCCAAUGAAUACUUCAAUGGCAAUCUAAGACAUGCUGAAGGAGUACUGGCUUCAAACUCGAGAACAAAAGCAGACAAGGCUCGUCAAAUUCUAGGCUGGCAGCCGAAGUACGGUGACGAGGCUUUUCUUGAGGAGAUCGAAGAAGUUGUCGCCGCCAUGGUUGCGGAGCAAGCUUAG
Messenger RNA from Cadophora gregata, 189 nucleotides. RefSeq lists its product as uncharacterized. NCBI's taxonomy places the organism in Eukaryota, Fungi, Ascomycota, Leotiomycetes, Helotiales, Ploettnerulaceae. The transcript is spliced from 2 exons. Bases 1 to 189 code for a protein of 62 amino acids. The record is from RefSeq and is a predicted model, not a curated record.